AUGAUCUUCCUGGUUCUGUUUGUCUGGACUGUGCCUUGCAUCGCUGAUCAUCUUCUCAGUAGCUUUGUCAAAGCAGAAAACCAGAAAGGCUCCCGGCAACUUGUCUGCAGCAUGCCAGGGCCACAAGGCCUUCCGGGACCGUCAGGACCUCCUGGUUCUCCUGGGACUAUGGGAAGGAUGGGCUUCCCAGGAAGAGAUGGACAGGAUGGAAAGGAUGGGGAGAAAGGAGAGGUGGGAGAAGAAGGUCCAGAAGGCAAAGCAGGAAACUCAGGCAAACCAGGGUCAAAGGGACAAGCCGGAGCCAUUGGCAAAGCUGGUCCUCGUGGUCCAAAGGGUCUCAAAGGAAACCCUGGGAAAAAUGGGGCACCAGGAAAGAAAGGCCCCAAAGGAGUGCGGGGGGACAUUGGGCUGCCAGGGCCCUGCAGCUGUGGGGCCAGUAAAGCCAAGUCAGCCUUCUCCGUUGCGGUGACCAAAAGCUACCCAAGGGAAAGACUGCCCAUAAAGUUUGACAAGAUCCUGAUGAAUGAAGGCGAACAUUACAACGCUUCCAGUGGGAAAUUUGUAUGCCGUAUCCCCGGCAUCUACUACUUUACCUAUGACAUCACUUUGGCCAAUAAACAUUUGGCUAUCGGGCUGGUGCAUAAUGGACAGUACCGGAUAAAAACGUUUGAUGCCAACACUGGUAACCACGACAUAGCUUCCGGAUCAACUAUUCUUUCUCUGAAACAAGAUGAUGAGGUCUGGCUGCAGAUCUUCUACUCAGAACAGAAUGGACUCUUUUACGAUCCCUACUGGACAGACAGCCUUUUUACUGGCUUUCUGAUAUAUGCCGACCAGGAUUACAUCAAUGAAAUAUGA
Euleptes europaea (tarantolino) is the source of this 858-nucleotide messenger RNA. RefSeq names its product C1q and TNF related 2 (gene C1QTNF2). Lineage: Eukaryota; Metazoa; Chordata; Lepidosauria; Squamata; Sphaerodactylidae. The coding region runs from base 1 to 858 and encodes 285 amino acids. The record is from RefSeq and is a predicted model, not a curated record. Gene Ontology annotation, molecular function: protein binding. The transcript is spliced from 2 exons.